AUGGAGGAAGAAGAAGAAGAAGGAGGCGUUGCGGCGUUUAUGUCCCCGCCUCCGCCUCGAUUUUCUUUCGACGAGAGUUACAAUGCGGCUGGGGGUAGUAUGAUGGAAGAAGAGGCGACGCCGCCGGUAAAGAUGAAUAUGCGUGGCUUCGAAGAGCAAGAGGACGCUGACAUUGAUAGAAAGAAGAUGUCGUCGUUGGAUGAAAGUUUCGAUCCAGAAGAGUACGUGAAUCGAUUCGUGACUCCGGAGAAGAAAAUGGCUCCACCGACGAAGCAGAAGAAAGCCACGAUUGACGUGCCGAUGGACGAGUUAGAAGCGAUUUUCCGCCCGACGAAGAAGAAGGAUGGGUACGACGACGCCGACGACGUGCCGUACUCUUUUUCCAAGUUUUUGGAGAGGGAGAAGAAUAAAAAUGAAGAACAACGGCUCUCGAGUUUUGAGAGGGGAAUUUUAGAAUCCAAACGGAGGAAGGAACAAAUGGGAGGAGAGGCUUCGAUUUCAGAUAUGCUCGGCAGAGGUUCAACGCUGACACCGUUUGGUGGUAUUAGUACGGGUAACGGAAUGUCCAAGCUCGAGCAAGACGAAAUCACCUCGUUGCAAAACAUGAUUGACGAUUUGACGACUGAAAAAUUAAGUCUCAAGCGCGGGAUGGAUAAAAACCAAAAGAUCAUCGAAAGUUUGAUGGAAGAAAACGAAUCGUUAACGAGCGCGUUCAACAAUGCGAAGAAUAGAAGUACGGCGUUGGAAAACGAAUUGAACAAGCUUUCGAGCGAGAUGAUGUUACACUCGAGCGUUCAACAGAGCAUCUCAAACGACAGAGACGCUUCAAGGCGAGGGUAUAUCGAAACUCGAGAACGCGCGAACGAGUUAGCGAGAGAAGUAGUCGAAUUGGAGGAAGUUGUUUUAGAAUACAAGUCAAAGUUAUUCUUGUACGAGAACACGCAAACGGAUGCGUUGGAGCGAUCGAAAGAGUUAGAGCGAGCUUUGUAUGUAGCAAACGAGGAUCGGGUAUACUAUCAAAAUCUCGCGGAAGCUAUGAACGAGGAGAGAAGGGAAAUGCAAAGACGCGUUGGACAAUCGAACGCGAUCCAAGCGCUGAUUGAAAGUGGAGACGUUCCCAUCGUUGAAAUGUUACAGAGCUGGUUGAAGCAGGUGCAAGCUAAACCCGUAUCUCAGGAGCAAAACGUGUCUUCGUCUUUACGCUCGGCAGAAGCAGAACAACAAAACGAGUUUCUCGAAAUGUCCACGUCCGAAGCAGAUUUUGUGUGCGAGACGAGAACGAGCGAAGCAGUCGCGACAACAAAAGAACUUAUAGAUGCUUUAACUCGAAUGGCGAGUGGCGAUACGGGUGGUAGUAGCAAUAAUAAUCCCGAUGAGAGCGCCGCUACUUCAGACGGAGAGGACGACGACGACGAAGAUGAGAAUGGAGAAGAGGACGGAGUUGUUAUCGACGAGGCGCAAAUUCGGCUCAUCACUUCGAUUCACGAGUUACUCGCGGAAAUGGAAAAAGAAACUGCAAUCUUUCGUGUGAAGUUGAAAGAUGCCGAGCGACGAGAGAUGGGUUUACGGGCUGCAAAUGCAGCGUUAGAAUCUCGCCUCGCAAGAUCUGCGCCGCAAGCAAAGACGAUGAAUACGAACACAAAGGAAUCCGAAGGGAGAGAUGACGUCAUAGCUGCGAUGCGAAGGAUAAACGCAGGGUCUGCAGAGCCUACUCCUAGAACGCGAGAGAAUGAUAGUAGUGGUGGGUUUAGAUUUAGAACCGGGUUAGUACCGGAUGACGAUUAG
Molecule: messenger RNA, 1785 nt
Organism: Bathycoccus prasinos
Lineage: Eukaryota; Viridiplantae; Chlorophyta; Mamiellophyceae; Mamiellales; Bathycoccaceae
Exons: 1
Coding region: 1-1785 (594 amino acids)
Biological process (GO): regulation of growth
Source: RefSeq, a predicted model, not a curated record